Messenger RNA from Beta vulgaris subsp. vulgaris (sugar beet), 1485 nucleotides. RefSeq names its product transcription factor MYB30. The record is from RefSeq and is a predicted model, not a curated record. Bases 222 to 1256 code for a protein of 344 amino acids. The transcript is spliced from 3 exons. Gene Ontology annotation, biological process: response to auxin. NCBI's taxonomy places the organism in Eukaryota, Viridiplantae, Streptophyta, Magnoliopsida, Caryophyllales, Amaranthaceae.
UUUUUUUUUGGACCCCCCCACACUUCCUCCUUCCCUCUUUCCACAAGCUUUUGCUUCCUAUAAUAAUAGGUCAGCCAUUUCUCUCUCUCUUAACAUUUCUUCACAUAAAAUAAAUUUCCUCUCUUUUUUCCUCUCUUUGCUAUUUAUGUAGUUUAAGCUAAAGUUGAGUACUUGCACCUUUGCUUCACCAGUUUCAGAUAAAAAGAGUUAUAGUUGUGAAAAUGGGAAGACCACCAUGCUGUGAUAAAGAAGGUGUUAAGAAAGGACCUUGGACUCCUGAAGAAGAUAUCUUAUUAGUCUCUUAUAUCCAAGAACAUGGCCCUGGAAAUUGGAGGGCUGUUCCAACUAAUACAGGGUUGCUUAGGUGUAGCAAGAGUUGUAGGCUCAGAUGGACGAAUUAUCUAAGACCAGGCAUCAAACGAGGCAAUUUUACUGACCAAGAGGAAAAAAUGAUCAUACAUCUUCAAGCACUUCUAGGCAACAGAUGGGCCGCAAUAGCAUCAUACCUUCCACAGAGAACAGACAAUGACAUCAAGAACUACUGGAACACACAUCUGAAAAAGAAGCUAAGGAAAAGCCAAUCAAAUCAUCAUCAACAAAGCUCAAGAUCAGAUGGUUUUACAUCCUCACCAUCAUCUCCUGAAAAUCAUAGUUCAAGCAGUAGAGGUCAGUGGGAAAGAAGACUUCAAACAGAUAUUCACUUGGCAAAACAAGCCCUAUGUGAUGCUCUUUCAUCAAUGGAUCAAAAAACAAGCAAUAAUAAUAGUUUGCCUGAUUUGAUGAACACAACAUCAAAGAUUAGCUUACAUUCAAACCCUAAAGAAGGGCAAACAGCAUCAUCUAUCUAUGCUUCAAGUACUGAGAACAUAGCGCGGUUGCUACAAGGAUGGACUAAGAAAUCCUCUAAGAAAGAGCAAUCUAGCUCUCUUUGUAGCACAAGGGAAGUUGAUUAUGAUCAUGAACAAAAACCGAAAAUUAGUAGUGAUCAUCAAUUUACAAACAAUGAGGCUUUUCAGUCUUUGUUUGGUACCAUUGAAUCUAGUGAGUCUCCCUACUCCGAUUUCUCUCAAGCAGUGUCACCGGAGGCUAGCUUCUUUGAGCAUGAAAGCAAGCCAUUGUGUGAUGGUGGACGAGGCACGUUGUCUGUGCUAGAGAAAUGGUUGUUUGAUGAAUGCUCUAUUCAACAUUGUGGUCCACAAAGCCAAGAUCAAGACCUAAUUGAUAUGCCCUUGCAAGAAACAGCUGAUUUUGUAUGAAGAAAUUAAACUAGAUUGAAAGAUUUUAUCUUAGAAAGGUUCUAAGGACAAUGAAAAUUUCAAGGGAAUUUUCUUAUUUUCAUAUUCCUUGGAGUCUUUCUUAGAUUGAACAAUAGAGUUUAGUCUAGAUCAACAAGGAUGUCCUUCUUGUAACUAAGGAGAUUAUUUGUUAUUGUGGCAAUUAUUCACCAUAUAGUUCAUUUGAAUAAGAUUUUAAUUCAUUUAUGAA